AUUCCCUCCUCCCUACUUUAAUGCUAGCUAAGAUGGUGGUUAGAGCGUAAAUUGUCUCUACAAUACCAAGAAAAGAAAGGGGCAAAACAUCUCUAUAGCCUUUUAAUUACAACAGAACAUCACAUCUACGGUUAUAUUACAUGACCGUGUAUAGAAUUUUUGACAUUUCAGAUAUAUUGGCUCGCAGUCCCCGCCCAAUUUUGGUGUGACUCCCUCGGAGUGGAAUCCUAAGCUAAAUACGGACAGGCCCUGUGCUCUGUGACCAGCUUCAAAACUCACCCUCACUGCGCCAUAGGAUGUCCCACAGCCCUGAAAUGAAGGACGACCCCAUGGAGUGCCCUCUGUGCAUGGAGCCACUGGAGAUUGAUGACGUCAAUUUCUUCCCCUGCACCUGCGGCUAUCAGAUUUGCCGCUUCUGUUGGCAUCGCAUCCGGACAGACGAGAAUGGCCUCUGCCCCGCCUGCAGAAAGCCAUACCCAGAGGACCCUGCUGUGUACAAGCCGCUGUCACAGGAGGAGAUCCAGAGGAUAAAAAACGAGAAGAAGCAGAAACAGAAUGAGAAGAAGCAGAAGGUGACAGAAAACCGCAAGCAUCUGGCCAGUGUCAGAGUGGUCCAGAGAAACCUGGUGUUCGUGGUGGGACUUUCGCAGCGACUCGCCGACCCUGAGGUCCUAAAACGACCUGAGUAUUUUGGCAGGUUUGGGAAAAUCCAUAAAGUGGUGAUAAACAAUAGCACAUCUUACGCCGGUUCACAGGGGCCCAGUGCCAGCGCUUAUGUCACUUAUAUCCGCUCUGAAGAUGCCCUCAGAGCAAUACAGUGUGUGAACAAUGUGGUUGUUGAUGGUAGAACACUCAAGGCUUCCUUAGGCACAACAAAAUACUGCAGUUACUUUCUUAAAAGUAUGCAGUGUCCCAAACCUGAUUGUAUGUAUCUACACGAGCUGGGGGAUGAAGCAGCUAGCUUUACUAAAGAGGAGAUGCAGGCGGGGAAACAUCAAGAGUAUGAGCAGAAACUCCUUCAAGACCUCUAUAAAAUUAACCCUAGCUUUCUACAACCUCCAGCAUGUGGAACAGACAAGUCAAAGAGUAAACCCAACUCCACACAGAGAUCCAACAGUAGCAAUGGUAAAGAUGGUUGGCCAACGCUGUCAGGACACAAUAAACUGGCCAACGGCCUUUCAGAAGACCGCAAGUCUCCUCCGUUGUUAGACUAUCUAGACCAAGAAGUACUUGCUUCAGAAGGGCUAGAAUCAGAGCUGGGUCCUGGUCAGUGUACCGCCCUGUCUCCCUUCUCCUCUAACUGUGACAGUAACAGUCCCAGUGACAAACCUCCAGAGUCAAUCGGAAUGGUGAAUGGCGAGACUUUACAACAGGUACCAACCAGUGAAUCCCCCUCUCCUCCCCCUGGUCUAACCAAGCCCAGCCUGGUGGUGCCUAUCAGCGUGUCAGACCUCACAGCCCGGUCACCCUUUGAAGGCGCGGCAGCAGAGUCCCAGUCGCUCUUUUCAGACAACAGUAACUUCAGACAUCCUAACCCACUCCCUGCUGGCCUGCCCCCCUUCCCUAGCUCCCCUCGCGGCAGUUCAGACUGGCCCAUGACCCCUGAACCACAGAGCCUCUUCACAUCAGACACGAUACCAGUGUCUUCUUCCACAGACUGGCAGGCGGCCUUUGGCUUUGGCUCGUCCAGCAAACAACAGGACGAUGAUUUGGGCUUUGAUCCCUUCGACGUCACCCGCAAAGCCUUGGCCGACCUGAUAGAGAAGGAGCUGUCGGUGCAGGAUCAGAGCCCCUUGUCCCCAGGGCCCUUCUCUCAGGGGACUAACCACGGUCCUGGCCUGCCACUCAACAAUCCCAGCACCUCCCACCACUUCCCCAGUGGCCUACCACGCCUCCCCCAGCUCCACCACAGAGCCAUCUACAGCUCCUUCAGUUUCCCCGGCAGUCAGAACAGUCAGGCCAGUCAGCAGCAGUCAGCCGCCAGACACCCCUGGAUGGGCGUCCCAACAAGAAAUAACCUCACACACUUGAACCACUCAGCCAGUGCUGCCUCACACAGUAAUUUCCUGGACCUGAAUCUGCCCCCUCAGCACAGCACAGGGCUGGGAGGGAUCCCCAUCUCAGAAAACAGUGGCUCUAUAGACGGCUUAAAUGUGAAAGAGUGGCAGGACGGCCUGAGAGCCCUCCUGCCAAACAUCAACAUCAACUUCGGGGGCCUCCCAAACUCCUCUUCCUCUUCAUCCUCCUCAUCCUCCAACAGUGUUAACCACAUCGGUGGGCCGGUUGGGCCAGCAGGUAUCUCACACAGCCUGAGCUGGGACGGCACAGCCAGUUGGAUGGACCCUGCCAUCAUCACAGGUAUACCAGCCACGGCAGGAAACAGUUUAGACUGUCUCCAGGACGACAACCCACCACACUGGCUCAAGUCCCUGCAGGCGCUCACAGAGAUGGACGGCCCGGUCGGCUCAGCUGUGCCCACUCCCCAGCCCCUCCACAGCGGCCUCCUCGACGCCCACAUCCCCCUCCAUCACAGAGCCGCCGGCGGCUGGGCUCCCUACCUGCCCCCUCCCACAGCCAACCCCGCCAGCCAGUUCCACUCCCCUCCCCCCGGCUUCCAGACGGCCUUCAGACCCCCAGGACAGCCUGCCACAGAGCUGCUACAGAGUGCCGCUGUGGACCGCCACUGAACACAGACUACAGCAGACACCCACCCAUUCCCCCACUACCGCUUUAUAUCCACUCAUCCUGUACCCCCCUCCCCCCCAAUGCAAUACACACCAAUCUGCAGAGUAUGAAAAAUGAUUAACAAAGUAACAAACAUGCUUUCUUUUUUUCUCUUCCUCCUUCCUUUUUGUCUACUCUGAAGGCCUGUUUGGUUUUUUUGUUUGUGGCACACAAGUUCUCAUCGUUAUCACCCCUUGUCUGCUACCAUCACCACUCCUCACAUCUAGUUCUUGGCACAACAAGGGGAUUAAUCAUGUAGCUCGCUGUCAACAGAAGAGCACCACAAAUGGUAAAGCACCGAGCGCCCAGUGGUGACACAAGAGUAAACUCCACAAACUGGUGAAGAAACAAAUUAGGCGGAAGUGAGGUUUUUUUUAAACGUAACUAAUGAUUAAGCAUGAACAACAUUUGUGGGUUUUUUUGAAAGUUGAAGUCACGACGAGUUUUUCAGAGGAAUGAAGCAAGCUGUGAAUCUGCUCUUGAAGCUUUGUCCCAAAGACCCUCAUUCUCCCCGCUUUAACAGGAGACUGUGAAACGGUUAACCCUUAAAGCUAAGUUGUGAAUCAGGCGAGGUGAGAAAGAGGAAAAAAAACGGGUUGGCACGUCGCUUUUCAUUUCUGAGAGUGUUUUUUAAUAAGAGUUGACAAAAAGAAGCUGAGAUGUGGUUAGCGGAGAGAGAAUGCAGAUGACACAUUGGGGAGUUGAGGGCACAGGCUAUGCAUGGGCUCCCUGUUAGGUAGGGACACAGAUGACCUGCUUGAGAGGCCACUUGGCCCAAAUUCCCUUUAGCGGAGGGCUUCGUCCUGCUGGAGGGAAGAUUUUGCUGAACCUCUGUAUCAGAGGAUAGAGCACUGCCUAACUGCAGGGAGCCAGGGCUUUGGGAGACCGUGGCACACAUCCUGAGCACUAGGGUUAGACUCAAAGUGCCACUAUGUGGUACCUAAAGUAGCUAGCCCCAUGAUGGACAGCCACCAAGGAGAUAAGACAAUGACUAGCUGGAUGAGGAAAUACUAAAGAGGGUAGCAACAGGGUUAACAGGUCCCGUUGUUCGACCCACGAGGGCUUAAACGAGGCCUUAAAACGGACAGACGAGAGAAAGGAACUCGAGUGAUUGGAGGAGUCUAGUGUAGAUGAUUGCUGAUAAAUAUGCAAUAAUGUAUGUGACUUCGGCAACCACAUUUGAAAAUGUGUCACAAGGGAAGGUGCUGCAAGACAAAACCAAGUGCUGUAGUUGUGAAUUACAGAGCUCUCAGCCUUGAAGGAUAUGAGAUCGACCUCUCCAACCACCGCCUUUUUUUCUUUUUUGAAGUCUUAAUUCUGAUCUGUGUUCUCUCGCUCUCUCUUUCUCCCUCUCUUAGCACCCAUUCUCCCUACACAACCCAACCCACCCACCUCCUGCUGUUCCCUAUUUAACAGUAUUCACAAAAAUGAACAAACUCAUCCAGGAGACACCAACACAGAGUCAUUCAAUGGGUUUUAACGUGAUGUUGCGAGAAAAAAACAAAAAAACAAAAUUGAGGCGCUUAAAAGGAAGUGAACUGUCCUCUGCAGGUCUGGAAAAAUGAACCUUAAAUAAAACUGAAAACUUA
Messenger RNA from Labrus mixtus (cuckoo wrasse), 4313 nucleotides. RefSeq names its product CCR4-NOT transcription complex, subunit 4a (gene cnot4a). NCBI's taxonomy places the organism in Eukaryota, Metazoa, Chordata, Actinopteri, Labriformes, Labridae. The record is from RefSeq and is a predicted model, not a curated record. Gene Ontology annotation, molecular function: RNA binding; ubiquitin-protein transferase activity; metal ion binding. The coding region runs from base 297 to 2687 and encodes 796 amino acids. The transcript is spliced from 13 exons. Gene Ontology annotation, biological process: protein ubiquitination. Gene Ontology annotation, cellular component: CCR4-NOT complex.